This is a messenger RNA of Linepithema humile (Argentine ant), 2781 nucleotides long. The record is from RefSeq and is a predicted model, not a curated record. NCBI's taxonomy places the organism in Eukaryota, Metazoa, Arthropoda, Insecta, Hymenoptera, Formicidae.
GAGAUCUUUUUUCUAUUAUCAAUUAACAAAAUAAAUGUUUUAUAUUUUUGUUACUAACUUUAAAAUAAAAAGCUUACUAAAAACUAGAUUUAUCUUGCUGUGUAGAAAUAGAAAGAAAUAAUUUCACAGAUUUUCCUGAUAUUCUGCAUAGAUUUGAUAUGCUUUUUCUUUGGAGAGUAAAAUAUUGUUAACGCAUUGUACACAAUAUAUCUUUUAGUAUUUCUAGUUUUUUAGUUAUGCAAAUUUAAAAAGAGUUUUACGUAAUAACAUUAUGUGUACAUAAAAUAAUUAUGUCUUUCUAAAGAAUCAUAUUUCUCUGUCAUAUUUUUUGUGCAGUACUUUAAUAUUAUUGUAGUGACAUCCAUUAUUUCUAUCAAAUUUGUAGCGACUAUAUCGAUAUAUGAAAAAGAAGAAAGCAGGCUAAGUAGAUGAUAAUGUAGAACUGUAGAGCUGCAACUCCAGCUUUUGCAGAAUUAAUGGGAGAUGUCGCUACCAUAACGUUAGAGCGCGGCAUCAGAUACAUGUAGCCUGCAUUUUUUUGCGACUUCAGUUUCGCUAUUUUCACGUACUUCUCUUUUUGCGCAAGAGAAGUAAUGCAAAAGAACAGGAAACCAAAGUGAGGAAAAUGCAGGGAUUCCACUGUGAACGAAUGACGGUUGUCAAGUUUUACUUCUGGACCCUGGACCUAUGAGAAAUGUGUCUCAGAGGAGCAGUUUACAGACCAAUCUUCGAAGUGCGACAAAUUUGCGGGGAGAAAUCAUGGUGCGCUUCUUACUCAUCGGUUGCAUCGUGCUGCUCGGCAUUCCCGAGAAGUCGUUUGUCUCGCCGAAUCCGACCGGUUCCCCUGAACACACGACGUCCUCCGACGUCGCGAAUUUAAGGGGGAUUGCGCAGAACGCGGCCGCGAGCAUCAAUAAUCCGGAAUCCGGCUGUCCGUGCUUGACAUCGGUCAAUAGCUCGACGAUCCCCGGACAAUCGGACUGGGCGACGCAGCAGAGGCGACAGCAUCUCGAGCAGUUGCACAGCCAGAAUGUACUGCUGCACGGUAUGCUAUGCACGUGUAGCGUGCCGACGCACAAUCCCACGAUGAGGGACGAUUAUUAUUACACGAUGGGCAUCGGCGUGCACAAGCUACACACGAGGGCCGCCACGUGGAACGACGCGAGAAAGUUCUGCAACGAGGAGGGUGGCCACCUCGCCAUUAUCAAUUCCAUCGCCGAGGAGCAUGUAUUAAUGGAGCUGUUUAAUCGCUCCGGACCGAUCAAGGGCGCGGCGUACCCGGACGAAGCCUUCUUAGGUAUACACGACCUUUAUAAGGAAGGCGAGUGGGUCACGGUGCUCGGCGAUUCGCUGGCGAAAACCGGUUAUACCAAAUGGAGCGAUAAGUGGGGCGGACAACCCGACAACGGAGGUGGCAAACAGCACUGUGGCGCUCUAAUGAAAGAGGGUGGCAUGGACGACGUCGCGUGCGACGUCUCAUUUCCAUUCCUCUGUGAACUUCCACCGAUGCGGAUUUUAAACUGAAAAAAAAAGAAAGAAAGCGACGGCUCGGCGCGUCGAGAAAUAAGCAUCGUUCGCAUAAGGUUUUUACAUGCUCUCGUGUGUAGCGUAGCGGCAGCUGCACUUUGCAUCGUUAAUAUGCGAGUUCUUUUCAAAGAACAUCAUUUCUAAUACAGAACAUUUUUUCUUGUCUUAAUUUUCUUUCUAACGCGCAGUACUUUGCUAGAAGCUUCAAAUGUUCGCCGAAGUUUGCUUUUUAUACUUUUGAAAUUUAUUCUCUACAGAAAAACAUCUAUCCACAAAAUGCUUGGCCUGUUUAAUAUUAAUAAAUAUAAAAAAUUUUUCUAUAGGACUUUUAAAUUAAAAAAGAAUUAGAAAUGUUUAUAUUAGGUAAAAAAUUCGUUCAAUGCUUUUUCUACAUGGUUUUUAUAUUAUAAUAACAACUCUUUUGUAUUAUCAAUGUACAAUUAGCGAUUUUAAUUAUUCGCUUCCGUGCAAUUCUAUUCUGAAGUUUCAAGCUUGCGAGUUUCUACGCUGUAAUACAAUGAUACUAUUACGCAUUAAAUUUACAUGAAUAGUUGCAUGAGUUUAGCAGCAGGCUGAGAGUUUCUCUGUUGCCACAACGCAACAAUCAUGUGAAUGAUAUUUAAAGAUUAACGACGCGCCAGUCGACUUUGUCGCUCCUUUGUCAAAUAAUCGAUAUUUUUUUCUAUUACUUUUUAUCGCUCGCUUAUUAAAGCCGCGGUGUAACUUACGAGUUUUUGCGAUUUAUAUUUAUAUGGAAAAUAAAGUGCGCGUUACAUUUCAGAGAAUAAAGAAUUUAUAGAAGCAUCGAUAGAGAGUGCGGCGAUGCAAAUCGAUACGGUGAGCGAUGUAAGCCGCUUGGUAUUUAUGGCGCAGCGGUGGCGCAGAGCUUUCCGAUUUUGCUGGACUGCUGCUAAAUUACGUUCAAAAUUGAGAAGCACGUGGAAAAUGAAGGCGCAACUAAUUUCGGAUGCGUAUCGUAUACGUGCCGCAAAUUAUUAUCGAGAAACCAGACGCCGCCCGAAUGGUGGAUGGUAAUCGCUAUAUCCAUAUUACAGAAAAUCUGCCGGAAUAUUAACGCGAGCGAUGGAGCGAUACGCUGAAAUUGUUACCAAUACGACAGGUGUACAUGUGUGAACGUUAUUAUCUUGUAGCACUGCACGAUUCGUAUACUCGCGUUUGCCGUUAGAACCGUCUUCCACGCCUAUAUUUUACGUUUAGAUAAUUCCUUAAUAAAAUGUGUGUAAAUAAAAACAA